This is a messenger RNA of Racocetra persica, 893 nucleotides long. Lineage: Eukaryota; Fungi; Glomeromycota; Glomeromycetes; Diversisporales; Gigasporaceae. The record is from the annotation of a GenBank genome assembly.
UAUUUGGAUAACUGAGCAAAUUGACGACGCAGAAGUGGAAAAGGAAUUAUAUUUUGCCUGUGAGCAAUAUUUGAUUCAACAAGAUUCUGAGCUCAUUAACAGUCAAAGCGAAAACAAAGAAAAUCUUCAAGAAAAGGAAGAAGAGGUGUUCAUGAUUAAUAUUAUGGAAGAAGCACCAGAUGAUGCUGAGGCAGAAAUUGCUCACACAAUUUGUAACUCUCAAGCAUACGACGAAUGGCAAUCAGCCUGUGAACGUUCUGCGACCUGGAUUAGUCAAAAAUGUAAUAAUAACUCUGAAGUGGAAACAGAAUUGUAUUCUGCCCCAGAUUAUUCUCGUAGACUUAUUUCAUCUCAGGAAAAUGAUGGAUCAUUCUCUCUUCACGAUUUAAUCUCUGAACAUCUUCAGAUUUCAGCAGCAUAUGAACAGCAUAGAAAUAGAUCAUGGACAUAUGAAAAUGGCCUUGGACCGCUAGGUGAAUCUAUUAAACACUACGUUUGCAGCCCACGUCUAAAACGGUGUGAUGCCUUCAUUUGGAAUACAGCAUUUACAAUUAUAUACUUUAAUAUCGUGUUAAAUAAAUAUGAAUCCGAGUGGCGAACUUCAUGUGAGCGCGCCAUAGCAUGGAUAUCUGAACAAAUAAAUGAUUCUGAAUCAGAGAAAGAAUUGUACUAUGCGUGUGAACAAUACUUAUUUGAACUAGGCUCUGAUAUUCUUGAUAAUGAUACCGAGACCCAAACAUGUCAGUAUACCGAAACAAUUUGCACAAAUUCCAUUCAUUAUGGAUCUAAUUAUGGGAUACUUUCAUCCAUUGAUAUGAAAAAUUCCAAUAGUUGUGAAAAUAUUAACAUAGAUAAAAGAUACGUAAUGCAAAAAUACGGCUUUACACCUGAAG